AUGCCGAUGCAUCCAGUUACCUCCACUUUGAUGUAUCGGGGGAUCUGCACCAUCCCGGACAUCCUCUCCUACAGCGCUCCCGUCAACCUGCCUGAAGACGAGGUGGAAGAGAUCCGCGAGGCCUUCAAGGUGUUCGACCGGGACGGGAAUGGCUUCAUCUCCAAGCAGGAGCUGGGCAUGGCCAUGCGCUCGCUGGGCUACAUGCCCAACGAGGUGGAGCUUGAGGUCAUCAUCCAGAGGCUGGAUAUGGACGGAGACGGACAAGUUGACUUUGAAGAGUUUGUGACCCUCCUGGGACCCAAGCUGACAGCGGGAGGGCUGCCAGAUAAGUUCAACGGCACCGACUUUGAUUCGGUCUUCUGGAAGUGUGACAUGCAGAAGCUGACCGUGGAGGAGCUGAAGAGACUGCUGUACGACACGUUCUGCGACCACCUGACCAUGAAGGACAUCGAGAACAUCAUCAUGACGGAGGAGAACCACAUUCAGAACCCCGAGGACUGCCUGGUGGACAUCGACACCUGCUCCAGCCCGACGGUGAAGCAGACCUGCGUUCGGAAGAGUCUGAUCUGCGCCUUCGCAAUCGCCUUCAUCAUCAGCGUCAUGCUGAUCGCAGCCAAUCAGGUGCUCCGGAGCGGCAUGAAGUAG
Messenger RNA from Gadus chalcogrammus (walleye pollock), 645 nucleotides. RefSeq names its product calcium-binding protein 7 (gene cabp7a). Bases 1 to 645 code for a protein of 214 amino acids. Gene Ontology annotation, molecular function: calcium ion binding. The transcript has 6 exons. The record is from RefSeq and is a predicted model, not a curated record. NCBI's taxonomy places the organism in Eukaryota, Metazoa, Chordata, Actinopteri, Gadiformes, Gadidae.